Bemisia tabaci is the source of this 958-nucleotide messenger RNA. RefSeq lists its product as uncharacterized. NCBI's taxonomy places the organism in Eukaryota, Metazoa, Arthropoda, Insecta, Hemiptera, Aleyrodidae. The record is from RefSeq and is a predicted model, not a curated record.
AUAAUUGCCUGGUAACAGAUCACUUUUGAGCAGCAUAGCCUCAAAAUGAUGUCCUACUUUGUGUGAAUGUUUACGCAAAAAGUGAACUAUAGACCCCGCUAAUUUUAGCGGUUUUCCGUUGUUACUUUGUUUUGGGUUCACUUGCAGUUUAAAGCUUCCUAAGCGAUUAUUUCAGAUAAUGUGCAGGGUCUGGUUCUGUAGCGCAUGCGGUCAAUCUUUGCCAGAUGGUCUAAGAUGCAUGAGUCUUUUCGGUGCAUGGCUACUGAUUUUAGUCGGAGCGGCAACUACCAUAGCUAUGGCCAUUCAACAAGGAAGUUAUUACCUCCUGUUGAUAGCUUUCGCAGUAUCAGCACUUGGGUACAUAUUUACGUAUGGUGGCAUACGCGUGUGUUCGCCCCUUCUCAUCUUGGUCGGGACGCUGAUUCAUUUCCUUCUCCUAUUCUUGAUACCUUUUGCCAUUUACCUGCUCCUCAAACCCGAAAUUGACAAAAUGAAGAGCGGUUCAAAAGAUGCUCCAUUCAAAGGGACGCCAGGAGCAAUCCUCCUUGGUAUCGCGAUCGCAAAUGCAGUAUACUGGCUUUGGGGAAUAUAUUACACCUUGUCUGGAAGCAGUACAUAUGCUUUGCUAAAGCGUCAACAAUGCCCUCCUAUAUCUAAUGAUUGCCCACUGUUUUGAGUUCAACCAUUGUCAUGGAUUUUGUUUUAUUUUCAGUUUGGGAAUUUUAUUACACGCUGACCGCAAGCAGUGCUUUCGCUUUGCUAAACCGUCAAUCAUGCCCCCCAUGCUCCCCAUGCCCCCCUGUCAGGGGAACCUGUUAGGUUAGGUUCAACGAUGUGUCUUGAAAGAUUUAGUCCACCCCGAUUAAGAAUUAUUUUAAUCUCUGGAGGAAUGUUUUUUAGGCUAAUCCUGUUGCAGUAAUCGCUAUUGGUUACAUGCAUUUUUUUUUUUUUUUUUUUU